UUUAAAUCCAAUGAUUUGAAUGUUGGUCUGGACUUCAGAAUGCCAUUUUUUAAUAUACCAUUUGGUAAUCUAUUAAGUUUGACUCGUCCCAGCGAUUCAUCAAGCAAUCUCUUAGGCUUUGGGUUAGAUAGAAGAGCAUUAUCUUCAUUGGCUGCCAUAAUUGUCACUUCUUUACUCUUCUUCCCCAAAGUUUUAGGUGCUAUUGGAUUUGGCAGUGAAAAUAAAGAAUUAUUUAGAGAGAAUGGACAGACAGAUGAUUACCUUGUUAAAAAUGUUAAUAAAGUUUUAUCUGACUUCAACAUUGAUGGUGAUUCCUGCAUACAGACUGCUUUAUGUACAAUUGGCACUGCUCAACGUCAGAGACAGAAAACAAGAAGUACAGGAACAACCACCCAUAUUGAUGUGAUUGAAACAUUGCUGAAUUUAUCAUCAGUUAAGGAUACCUUAAAUAAAACUGGUUGGAGACAAGCUAGAGAGUAUGGUUUUAAUGAUGGUGAUUGUGAUACUUACAAUCCCUAUAAUAAAUGUCCAUUGAAAGCUACAGACUGGAGUCAUCUGCUAACAAAUGUUGGUAAAGUGUUGUAAAUUAAUGAGAAUCAAAUUUAAAGAAAUCAUGAACUUCGGCAGGUCCAUGUUCAUUAUUAUAUAAAAAUAUUUUUUUAAAUUAUAUAUUGACAC
Centruroides sculpturatus (bark scorpion) is the source of this 678-nucleotide messenger RNA. RefSeq lists its product as uncharacterized. The transcript has 4 exons. Lineage: Eukaryota; Metazoa; Arthropoda; Arachnida; Scorpiones; Buthidae. The record is from RefSeq and is a predicted model, not a curated record. The coding region runs from base 40 to 585 and encodes 181 amino acids.